Messenger RNA from Postia placenta MAD-698-R-SB12, 3900 nucleotides. RefSeq lists its product as hypothetical. Gene Ontology annotation, molecular function: protein binding. Bases 320 to 3811 code for a protein of 1163 amino acids. The record is from RefSeq and is a predicted model, not a curated record. NCBI's taxonomy places the organism in Eukaryota, Fungi, Basidiomycota, Agaricomycetes, Polyporales, Adustoporiaceae. The transcript has 14 exons.
GUCUUCCUCCACGUCGCCGUCGGCGCAGGGCGUUGUUGACCGCGUCCAAGCCUUUGUUUCCGAUAACAGGCGUGCGGUCGUCAUUGGGACCGCUGCCGCGCUCGUGGCCAUCGGCGGCGUCGCAUACUAUGCAUCCACGUCUCGCGGUCCGGGCGGGGGCGAUGCUGAGAAAGGUGAGCGCAAGAAGGACAAGAAGAAGCACCGUAAGCGCAAGACGGGGAAGGACAAGGAUGGGCCCAUUCUCGAGGAGCGUACUCCCAAGUCGGCGGAGGUGUCUGAGGAAGAGGAUGUCAAGCUGUCACCGGAAGACAUUGCCAGUAUGUCGACUGAGGAGCGGACAAAGGUUGCAGCUUCCUUGAAGGCCAAAGGAAACAGCACGUACCAGCAGCGCAAGUUCAGCGCUGCUAUCGACUUCUACACUCGUGCUAUCGAGGUCACGCCCAAACCUGAGCCUGUAUUCUUCAGCAACCGCGCGGCAUGUUAUGUCAAUCUGUCGCCACCUAACUUCGAAAAGGUGGUAGAGGACUGUGACGCUGCUUUGAAGCUUGAUUCCGGCUAUGUGAAAGCACUGAAUCGACGAGCAACCGCUCUCGAGGCCCUCGAACGAAACGAGGAUGCGUUGCGCGAUUAUACCGCGGCAACGAUCCUCGACAAGUUCCAAAACGAGUCAGCAGCGCAGUCAGUUGAGCGCGUACUGAAGAAACUCGCCACACAAAAGGCGCAGGACAUCCUGUCGACGCGUGAGCGCCAUCUACCCUCUCACACAUUCGUGUCAGCAUACUUCGGUGCUUUCCGACCUCGCCCCCUGCCGACAUUACCGGAAAAUCCGUCACAAGGCGACCAAACUCUGAUUUUGUGCCUCGAGGCUCUGGCAGCGGGCGAUUAUGUCCACUCCCUCUCGCUUGUAAACGAGGCGAUAGAGCAGGGCAUCUCCUGGGAUGCUGGCAAGGCCGAGGCGUUGAACCUUCGGGGUACCUUCAAGUUCCUCAUGACAGAUGUUAUCGGGGCGAAGGAGGACUUCCUUGCCUCGGUCGAGCUGCAACCGUCGCUCACGCAGACUUGGGUCAAGAUUGCGAGCGUGUACAUGGAGCAAGGCGAUCCAAAGAAGACGUUCGAGUGCUUCGAGGAGGCCAUCAAGCAUAAUCCCGAUGACCCUGACAUCUACUACCACCGGGGCCAAGUUUUCUUUAUCAUGAACGAGUUCAAGGAAGCCGCGGACAAUUACACCAAAUCGACUCAGCUCGACGAUGAGUUCGUGUUCAGUCACAUACAACUGGCGGUUGCACAGUACAAGGCGGGCAACACGGCGAACAGCAUGGCGACGUUCCGGCGGACACUGAAGGCUUUCCCCCAGCGGAGUGAGCCGCACAACUACUACGGGGAGCUGCUCCUUGACCAGCAGCGGUUCGGGGAUGCGGUCGACAAGUUUGAGCGCGCGAUCGAGAUAGAGCAGGAGCGGUCGAAACCCCCACCCAUCAACGCAUUACCUCACGUUAACAAGGGUCUUGCGCUCUUUCAAUGGAAGCAAGACAUCGCCGCUGCGGAGGAAUGCUGCCAGGAGGCGCUGAAGCUUGACCCCGAGUGCGAAGCGGCUGUGGCAACGCUAGCACAGUUGAGUUUGCAACAGGGCAAGAUUGACAUCGCGAUGGAAAUGUUCAAGCGGCAGGCGGACCUCGCACGCAGCGAGCCGGAGUUGAUGAAUGCCUUGACUUACCAAUUCAUCAUUGACUUUACGGAGAAUGAGACUAUGCGACCUCGCUGUCUGUUUCCUGAAUUCUCGCAAAUGACUGACUUCAAGUUCCCGUCUCCGACGAGCCUCAAUGCCGCCGAGCCCGCAUCCCUGAAGGCUCGGCGGCAAGUCGCUUUCUACCCAAACAUGAAGUCCUCGAACAAGCCCCAGAAGCCCUUUAGCCGCAGCGCCGCUAAACGGGAGAGUGUAAUGGCCCUGGGGAGCAUAGAACAUCUACAACAUUACUUUACUAAGUCGGGAAUCGCGGCGGAAAGCAACCCUCUCAACAAGCCGAAUAGCGGUAUGGUUCCCGCAAUCGGUGGUCCCUCGAUGCUGAAUAUCAAACCGUACUCGGGAAGGGACCGCGACUUGCUGUUGCCGCCAUCUCCGAUUGUGCCGCAGAUUGUCCAGCCGUCGUUUCCGCCGUACGUCAAGACGUACGAAACGGACCCGGAGAACCUUCGUCCAGGGGUGAUUGAAGACCUGGAUACAGUCGCGAUUGGAUGGGAGCUGGACGGUGGGUAUCAGACGGAAUUGCAGGAUACGAGCCUCCUCGGCACGGGUACGCGAUCAAAGGACCACUUGGACGUGCUCGAUCUACUGAAGAGAACAACGCGUGCGGUGCGAUCCGUACGGAACUAUCUCGUCUCACUGCCCGACGACUCGACUACACCCAUGCUGCAAACGUACUUCCGCCCACAAAGCCUGCCGAGUGCGCCGCUACCAAAGCGACGCGUAUCGCAACCGGACUCAUCCUCGGAGCCUCUGACGCGCGUGCGAAGGGGCGCGCUAGAGGUGCUGACGGUGCUGCGCGAGCUGGAGGAGCGCGCGCGGCUGCCGCUGGAACACGACGCGUACGAUGCGCAGAGCGAGCACGACUCGACCCCAGAUAACAGUGCCCAUUCACGCGCGGCAUCCCCAUCAUCGCAUCUGGAGGAUCCGGAUGCAGGUGCGGACUUUGUGGUCGAUGCGGAGAAUUCGGUUUCGAUCUCGUUCAUCGAGGUAAGCGGGCGGCAGAAGGCCAUUCGAGUAUGGGAGGACGAGGCUCCAGAUUCGGGGAACUUAAGCGAGGAAGAACGGGAGAAGCGCGAGCGGUGGGACGAGCGGCUGGUCGUCGGCGGUGGAUGGCUGUACCGGCAGGACAUGCAGCUGACGGACCUUGAGCCCGAGCGCGAGGUGGUCGGACGGUAUUUGGAUGCUGUUGACGACGUGCUGUUUGGCGGGGUGCAGAACGGGAAACGCGGGUGGCAGAGAGAACGGGAACGCGUCCUGCAGAAGGAACGGGCGGAGCGGGCGAGGGGACGCAGGGUCAGUGCGGGGGACGCGCCGAGGGAGGGAGGAUCGAAGAGAUCAGGCCGUAGGGUGGUCUCGACGGGGAUGCUUGAAGCCAUGCGAGAUAUGGUGGUCACGGAAGAACCGGAGGAAAUGGAAACUGUGGCGGAGGAGGACAGCGUCGACGACGAAGACCUGCCGAGCUGGGCGAAACGGUCGACAUUUGAGGAUGAUCCACUAGGCCGUCUGCAUGCGAUACUCGUAGCAUUCCUUCCGGUCAAUCUCCUUCCCCAACUCCCCCCGGCGCCACCAAAACGGGCGGCCAUUCUGCAGGCCCUCUCCUCGGGUCAAUUACUGUGUACUGCUUACAAUGUCGGAGUCCGACGUUCACGGAAACAGUGGGGCUUCGUGAGCAAAGACGCCAUCCACGAUAUCGCGGCGCUUGAAGCUCAGUCGCUCGAAGACAGUGCGCAUUCGGACAAGGGGAAGCGAGGAUGGACGUUCCGGAGAACGGACAACUUGCGCCUUUGGGCUGCAGCGUUGAAGCUGCGUUAUCUUUUACUGAUCACGUCCCCAGUCAAAGCCGGUUCUUCGAAGGGUAACCUUACACCAUCGCCGGGAACGACACCUAUAGCCUCGCCAUCAGUUUCAAUGUCUUCGCUGCAGUUCCCGAGCCAUGUGAAUGAGGAGCUGAUCAUCUUCGACGCGCCUCUUGUCGCGCGGCAAGACGGUGGCUGGGAGAAUAUGCUCGAGAAGGCGGUGUUGAAGUGGGCAGACGCCGUGGUAGACGAGAUGCGCGGUGAAAGAUAGUGUCUUGACCGAGAUUCGUCCUCGAGAUCAAGGCGUAAUGUCCGUAGUAUGUUCGGCUAAAUCUGUAUACCACCGCAUCAACCCCAGCC